Myxocyprinus asiaticus (Chinese sucker) is the source of this 2702-nucleotide messenger RNA. RefSeq names its product serine/arginine repetitive matrix protein 1-like. The record is from RefSeq and is a predicted model, not a curated record. Lineage: Eukaryota; Metazoa; Chordata; Actinopteri; Cypriniformes; Catostomidae. The coding region runs from base 277 to 2124 and encodes 615 amino acids. The transcript has 10 exons.
GAACGCGCCCCCGCGGUGACGUCACGGGUGCAGCUGUUCGAAGACUUGUUAUUUUCGACGCAGCAACUUCAAUACGACGACGACGAAAGGACUGGGUUUCUGUUAUUUAAAAAGAACAUUCGGUUAUUUUUCGGUCAGAUGCGAGACGGACAACGCCCAACCGAAGACGUUUGUUAGCUUUCAGAGCUAAUCCUUCGCCGAUGAACUAGACUUGGUUUGGUUUAGUUUGCUGUUUUUCUUAUCGUAAAACAUAAGACAGGUGGAAAAAAGCUCAAAAUGGUGAGACCACACUCAGGAUCUCCUCAUUCCAAACACAGAUCUUUCUCAGACAGCUACAGUGCCAUAAAUAAUGAAGGGCGAUUUGGCCCACCUUCAAGAAGCCAGAGAGGUUUUAGAGGACCUCCUGGAAAAGCCCCACCAAGUUGGAGAGAGAGCAACAGUGGUGGACCCCAGCCAUACCCCAAAAGGCCCCCACUCAUGGGUGAACGUAGAGAGCGACAACAUGGACAUUGGAUGCAACAGAACCAGGAUAAUUUCCGUUCAUAUCCCAGCUCACAUGAUUCACAGCGGGGCCGCAGGAGGCCUUCUCCACCCCGCUCAAGCCGCCCUCCCCCUGUCCAGCACAGGCAGUCCCCACAUGGUCCAAUACAUGGACCACCUAGCCACAGAGCACCAUUCUUCCGUGGAAAUCACAGUAGCCAUGCAUCUCCAUCUCGAAAUUUUCAUGGACCUCCAUCAAAAAGGAGGGUUCCAUCUCCCCACAGUUCCUUCAGGGGUCCCCAGCGGCGUCCAAGCCCUUCUCAGGAGCAUCAGAGAAGCUGGUGCCCUGCACCUCGGGAGAGGCCCUUUGGGCGACCAACACUAGGGAGGCAGCACUGGAAUGGCCCAGGAGGUUACUCUCACCCCCCUAGUGGGGAGUCUAGGUUCUCAGGCCCACCCCAGAGAAAACCCAGAGAGUUUCAUGGAAGGAUUUCAUAUCCAGAGAGGUGGUCUGCAGAGAGAGAUCAACAUACACAGCAUGGAGAAGUUGGAAGAGAGUCUCGACGCCCCAGCCAGGACUGGGCACAUGGAGGAGGGAGCAUUCCACACUCUCGACCCCCUUACAGAUCACCUGCACGGAAACCAGGCCUGCCUUCAUCCGGCUCAUCGCCCAGAGGUUAUCCACCUCUGCGACCCCAGGAAAGGCUCACUGGACACCCAUUGAAGAGGAAGAGUCAAGAUUUCAGACGACCUCCAUUUAGUGGUUUUGAGCAUGGACCACCGAAGCGCUUCCGCAGGGAGUUGUCAGUGAGACCUGUGCCUCUAAGGGGCUUCAGAGGUCGUGGUCUGUCCCUUAGUGAUAAGAGUCGACUGCUAAAGACACGAAAGUUCAGGGCAGAGUCAGUGGCCAGGUUCAAACUGCCACCACCAAGGCCAGGAAUCUCAGACAGAGUCCAGAAACCUAAGCCUCUGAUAGCACCAAAGAAUAACAAAGAUUCCACAGGAGUUCAGCCACGCAAGGUACCCCUUAGAAAAGGUGUGAAGAUGCCAUCACCCAGAGAGUCAUCCCACAACAUGUCCUCCAAGACCGCUGAACCUGAGAGGGACAACGAAACAAAGGUGGAAUCUCGACGCUCUGUGAGCGCACACAGCUCUGCAUCAAUAGACCGGCGACUUUCACGUGAUCUUGUUGUGGUUUCUCGUUGGGAGGCAGGGCACAAACCCAGUACUAGCCCCAAGAACAGUGCACCCUGGAGGAACAGGGCACCCAAGAACAAGACUGAAAGCUCUGACUCUUAUGGUAAUUUAACACUAAAUGAGCGCUUCACCAAGCUACAAAGUCCUACCAGCUCUUCACAGGAGCAUAAAGAAAGAAGGCCUUCUGGAAGUCCAGAAAAAAACCUAAGCAAGCCUGGAUCAUUUCAGAGGCCUAAUUUCCACCCAACUGUCGGAUUGAAGAGGGGAUCAGCACCUGAUGGAAUUUCCAGGAAACUCUUGAUGGCCUCUAUAAUUCCAAGACCACCGUUCAAUCAGAAGCCUGUCUUCAAAAAGAGUCAAAGUAUCAUGUCAAAGUACAAGAACUUGCAGACGCUGCGGCAUAAAGCACCCCAUCAACGCCAAGCCACUAGCUAUCGCCGAUGGUGACCCAAAAUAGUCACCCGUGCUGUGACAAGUUGUCUGUUGUAGGGCCUCUGUAAGGAGCUUCCCUACCUCCUGACCUUCCCUCCAGCUGUAAGGUGGUUGUGAACUUGCCUCUGUAAAAACUGCAAAGAUCACCAAAGUCUAUUUUUUUUUUUUUUCCUUCUAUCAUAUUGUUGUUUUUUUGUUUUUGUGUGCCCUAGAAAAAAAAAAGUAUUGAAUACUGUGCACUCGUCUUUUUGGGGUAAAAUAAAAAGGAUUACAUUUUUGUGACAUACCAUGUACAAAGCUCUCACUUUGCUAGAGGUUUGUGAAAAAUGAUUUUUAGCUUUGGUUUAAAUUUCCACAGCUCUUGUCAUUUUAGUGUUUUACAUUAGUGUCUGAAUAGCUGCUUUCUAAGAAUGACUGUUAAAAAUUUUUUAAUGAUGACUGCUUUGUAUGAUUAGCUGCCAUUUGAAGAGUGUUGAUUAGCUGAGCUCCAUGUGUUUAAAUAUAACCUACCUUAAUUUUUUCUUUGUGCAGCUCCUAAAACAAUGUACAGUCUUUAUAGUUAGACACUUUAAAUAAAACUGGAAAUAUCAGAA